UUCUUCACCUUUUUUAAUUGUCGAAAGAGCAAACAAAAAGAAAACAAAACAAAUGGCAAACCAAAUGUCUUCGUCAUAACCAUAUCUACUCUCUCUUUAACCAAAAUCAUUCAUCUUCUCUCUUUCAAGCAAGCUCUCUCAUCGUCUUCUUUCUUCUUCUAACACCCGCCACCUCAUCUUUUCUUUUUCUCUAUUAUUAUUAAUCCUUCCUUUCUCUUCUUAUCAACUCUUGUCUCGCAAUCUCCUAUUCCAUCUCACCUCCUGUUAUCAUUGCCAUUACUAAAUUUUAUUCUUCAAUAUUUCACAAAAAGUAAACUAAAGUGUGUCAAUGACGCGACUCUUUCGAUCUAAAUCUUGCGGACUUGUUGGACUCACGGAGUUCAAUUCCGCUCCUCCCACUCCAUUCUUUAACCACGGUAACAAAAACAACGACUACGAUGAUGACGAAGAAGAAGAAGAAGACGAAGACGAUGAGGACAACUUCGAAUCGGAGGAUGAGAAUGGUGGUUAUAUUAUUUCGAGAAACCCCAUUUCGACGCCGUUUAUAAGUCCAGGUUCGAGAUUCGGAGGAGGGAGAAGUGAAGGGCAACGUGGUAAUUCUGUACCGAAUCAUCAGAACAGUAACCAGUUCCAGAUUCUGGAUAUUUUGGUGGCGGCUUUGAGGAAGUCGUUGGUUACAUGCAGUGUUGAAAGAGAAGAUGUUUCUUCGAUGGAUAUUAGUUGGCCAACUGAAGUUAAACACGUGUCCCACGUGACUUUCGAUAGGUUGAAUGGCUUUCUUGGUUUGCCCACUGAUCUCGAGCCUGAGGUCCCAAGCAUAGCUCCUAGCGCCAGUGUAAGCGUAUUUGGAGUUUCUGCCAAGUCCAUGCAGUGUUCUUAUGAUGACAGAGGGAACAGUGUGCCAACAAUUCUUCUCAUGAUGCAGAAGCGUUUAUAUUCAGGGGGAGGCCUUAAAGCAGAAGGAAUAUUCCGAAUAAAUGCUGAGAACAGCCAAGAAGAAUCUGUGCGCAACCAGCUUAACAAAGGUGUAGUGCCUCAUGGAAUUGAUGUCCACUGCUUGGCAGGUUUGAUAAAGGCAUGGCUUAGAGAACUUCCAAUAGGAGUACUUGAUUCUCUCACACCAGAACAGGUGAUGCACUGCAACACAGAAGAUGACUGCACUCAACUUGUGAAGUUACUUCCUUCAACAGAAGCUGCUCUGCUUGACUGGGCUAUCAAUUUGAUGGCAGAUGUUGUGCAGCAUGAACAGUACAAUAAGAUGAAUGCACGCAACAUUGCUAUGGUUUUUGCACCAAACAUGACUCAGAUGGCAGAUCCCUUGACUGCCUUGAUUCAUGCUGUGCAAGUAAUGAACUUCCUCAAGACACUCAUCUUAAAGACCAUUCGAGAGAGGGAGGAAUCAGCUGCCAAGUCUAGGUUGUUCUCAUCAUGUUCCAAUUCACCCAGUAACAAGAAUGAUUCACGUUCAUCAAACAUUAGCAAGGGGACUUCCUUUGGUCUAGCCGAGGAUUCUUCUGCCCCUGAAGGUCAUGCCAUCAGCAAGUUGUUGAGGGCUACCACUUUGGGCAGACUGGGAUCGGACACCGAGAACUUUUGGAGAUUUGAGAAGAAGAGUGAUGAAGAAGAGGAAUUUGAAUCUGUAUCAGGCAGCAGCACACCUGCAUUGUGUGAGACGGGGGCAAUGACAAAUCGAUAUGAGAAUGGAGACUGGCUGAGUUUAAGAAAAGGAGUAAGGAGGCUAUGCAGGCAUCCUGUAUUUCAAUUGGGGAAGCCAACAAAGAAGACUAGAAAUCUUGUGAUUGUAAAUACUACAGAAGGGAGUGAGAAGCAUGGAAAUGAUAUGCUAUACACUUAACGUGUCGUUGUUUGUACCAUUUUAUAUGUUUUUAGAGUCCUUGCUUGAGUAGACAGUGUGAUGGUAUUAGGAUAGAUGUUAGUGUUUGGCUAAUUUUCGAGUCAAAAAAAAAAAAAAAAAAAAUGGAAGUUGCUGUUUGUUUAAUCACCCUAACUGAUGCUCUAGCCAAA
Messenger RNA from Pistacia vera, 2025 nucleotides. Its product is annotated as rho GTPase-activating protein 3. Gene Ontology annotation, molecular function: GTPase activator activity. Gene Ontology annotation, biological process: signal transduction. The record is from RefSeq and is a predicted model, not a curated record. Lineage: Eukaryota; Viridiplantae; Streptophyta; Magnoliopsida; Sapindales; Anacardiaceae. The coding region runs from base 329 to 1855 and encodes 508 amino acids. The transcript has 5 exons.